UUACUUCGGAACUCGACCCUACCUGACAAGUCCUGUGCAUGCGCUAGCGUCCUCAUCAACGCCGCCAUGUCUCAUGCAACAAAAAGGGUUUCCAUCAUCUCCAUCUCGGAUCGGAUGCAGAUAUCUGCGCCUAAACCCAAAGCACGGUUUGGGCGUAGACACUUGCAGAUCCUUUUGAUGGCUCUGGGUUUCUUCUGUUGCUAUGCCAUUAGAGUAACCACAUCGGUGACGUUAGAAGCAAUGACCAAUGCUGCCAUAGCAAAUCCUGAUUUCAUAGAAUUCUCAUGGGAUGAUUCUACUAAAGACGUAAUUCAAAGUUCUUUCUUUUGGGGAUACGUGUGCACGCAAAUUAUUGGCAGCAUAGUGGCACAACGUUGGGGAGCUCAUAAACUUUUCUCGUUGGCGCAAUUCAUGUGUGGCUUUGUAACACUCUUAAUUCCACUACUUGCUCAAUACUGUGGAUGGGAAGCGGUCUGUGUUACUAGAGUAAUCGCCGGUUUAUUUCAAGGCACGGUUCUUCCGUGUAUUCACACGUUACUCUCGAAAUGGGUACCUAUAGAAGAAAGAGGGACGAUGUCGACCUUUGUUUAUGCCGGAGGCUGGAUCGGGAACGUUAUUUGUUUAUUAAGUACGGGUCUACUGCCAGCUUCUUCCUUGGGGUGGCCUAGCUGCUUCUACAUUUGGGGUGCUAUAACCGUAACUUCCAGCAUGUUGUUUUUCACUGUUGGUAAAGAAUCACCAGCUGAACAUCCACAUAUAGCACAAGAUGAAAAAGAAUACAUUGAAGGCAGUCUCGGAAUAAUAGAAACAGAUCAGAAAUUAUCAACUCCUUGGGCAAAAAUAUUAACUAGUGGUCCGAUGUGGGCAUUAAUGGCCACUCAAUCAGCUCAUACUUGGGGCUUUUGGCUGCUUUUGACAAAGAUUCCUUCGUAUUUCACAUCAGUCUUCCAUUCCAAGAUUCAAAAGAAUGGAAUGAUGAGCGCACUACCAUACCUCGUAGCAUGGCUGUUUAGUUUUCCAAUAAGCUAUGUAUCAGAUUUUCUCAUCAAACGAAAGGUCUUAACCGUUCAAGCAUCAAGAAAGAUUUGUAAUACGAUCGGUGAAUGGGUUCCAGCAAUUGCAUUACUUGGUUUUGGAUACAUUAGCAAAGAACAAGACACUGUAGCAGAAGCAAUUUUGAUAAUUGCUGUAGCUAGCAAUAUUGCCAUUUAUUGUGGACACAAUGUCAAUCAUAUGGAUCUUAGUCCAAACUUUGCUGGUCCUUUAAUGGGUAUUACAAAUACUGUGGCAAAUAUCUGUAGUAUUUUGGCACCACUGGUUGCCAGUGUCAUGGUCAAAGAUCCGUCUGAUGUUACGGAAUGGAGAAGUAUAUUCUUUUUAACAUCUGGAAUAUAUUUCGUUGGGAAUUUAAUUUUUAUUAUCUUUGGUACAUGUAAAAUUCAAACAUGGAAUGAUCCAGUAACAGAAAAACAAGAUAUCACCAUGAAUUCUGUAAAUGUAUCAACAGUGGAAAAUGGAUAUACACAAAAACCAAAGUAUACAAAGAAGAUAGAUUUAGAAAAAGAGUUAUGAUA
Messenger RNA from Eufriesea mexicana, 1574 nucleotides. Its product is annotated as putative inorganic phosphate cotransporter. Gene Ontology annotation, biological process: transmembrane transport; monoatomic anion transport. Gene Ontology annotation, molecular function: transmembrane transporter activity. Gene Ontology annotation, cellular component: membrane. Bases 67 to 1572 code for a protein of 501 amino acids. The record is from RefSeq and is a predicted model, not a curated record. Lineage: Eukaryota; Metazoa; Arthropoda; Insecta; Hymenoptera; Apidae. The transcript is spliced from 7 exons.